AUUGGCAGGCUUUCUAUGUCUGAAGAAAUUAAUGAUCGUGAAUCUUCUCUUUGUGCUUUUAAAAAAAUUCUUGAAGAUAUUGACAUAAUACCAUCAUCAUCUGUAAAUUCUGAUGCGUCUUGCCCUAUGUUUAAAGUUCUCACACCCAGUCAUAAGGAAGCUUUAGAAGAGUAUUGUCGUCUUUUAUAUGAUUUUGGCGAAUUUCAAAGUUGCUUGAACGCAAUCGAUAAAGGUUUGGUCUUCGAUCCAUAUAAUAAGGUGCUAAAUCAAUUAAGAAGCCAGCUCUUAAAAGAUACAUGGGUUAGGUUUUUAUUGCCAAGGAGUUAUUACGAAACUGCUCCCCCAGUAAGACAUUCAUCUGUUUUGGAAACUGUACCAAGACGAAUUAAACCAUCAGGCCAUUUAAACUCUGGUGCUCUUGCUUCUCAUCACAUUCAUUUGCAACAAACUUCAUGGACUGGGUUGGGAGAGUUGUUGUUAGAUACUUAUGACGCAAUGACGAGCGGUCGGAUUAAAUUGGAAAAUGAUGCACAUACUUCUGUAACUAGUAGACGUAUUAUAAUUGAUUGGGAAAUUACUAAACCAUCAACAACCAUUGAUAUAAACGGUACCGCUCAAAAACGGAAAAGGAAGGAAGUGUCAAGUGACAUUAUUAGUGAUAAAUCAAAUUUAAGAGUAAAUCGAAAAGCCUCGAAAAUAUCUGAUGAAAUUAAUACUUUUAAUAAUCAACGUAGGAAAUCAGCCUCGGCAUUCACGAAGAAAAUAGAAUCAAUUAUUAAAAAAUUAGAUCCUGAUUUCUGGCUUAAUGAUCGAUUAUCAAAUAUUGAUGAUCAAAUAGACAAGUUUCUAGAAUAUUUCACAAAAGCAUGGACCUUCCACGUUUCUCGUGAAGAUCAUGGGGAUAUGAUAGAACAAGCAAUUAAUACCUCAAGGCCAAAAGCAACUUCGGAUCCGCGUUUUUACCGGUUUACUCCAAAUACAAAUCCUUAUAUUCCCGCUUCUUAUUUUAUUGAUUCUCCAGAAGCGCAUUCAAUGUUAAUUGCUUUUAUUGAAAAGAUGAAUGAUAUAAAUUCUGGAAUAUUGGAUUGUUUAUGUAUGUAUGUUAUGCAUUUAUUCGGACAUUUUGAGCCUUCUGAUGAUGGAACUCUUAAAGCCUUAUGGCUUUAUCGUUGGCCUGAUAAUUUGAAAGAGGUUAUGAGGAUGAUUCUCUCAAGAAUUGAUCGUCGCUUGUUAGAGAUGAUUGAAAAUUCUUGUACUAGUUGGGACGAAAAAAGUAACUUGGUUGAAAUAAUGAUGAAUGAUAGUGAAGAUAAUAUUUUUUCACAGAUGAAACAAAAGUCCGAGAUCAUUAUGGGUAUUUGCGAAUUCUUGUCAGAUUCACAAAUUACGAGUACUCUAGCUACAUCCUCGCUUUCUAGUUCAACCAUUGCAGUCUACAUUAGAUAUAUUGAGCAAUAUAAAAGUGUUUAA
Dentiscutata erythropus is the source of this 1470-nucleotide messenger RNA. The record is from the annotation of a GenBank genome assembly. Lineage: Eukaryota; Fungi; Glomeromycota; Glomeromycetes; Diversisporales; Gigasporaceae.